Hyla sarda is the source of this 1903-nucleotide messenger RNA. RefSeq names its product U4/U6 small nuclear ribonucleoprotein Prp4-like. Gene Ontology annotation, molecular function: protein binding. Bases 161 to 1264 code for a protein of 367 amino acids. NCBI's taxonomy places the organism in Eukaryota, Metazoa, Chordata, Amphibia, Anura, Hylidae. The transcript is spliced from 11 exons. The record is from RefSeq and is a predicted model, not a curated record.
UCCCCAACUGUCCCCCUCUGAGGAGACAUCUCGAGGACCACAAGCAGAGCACCUUCCCGCCUUCCUCCGCUCAUACGUCACUUCCGUCACGUUGCUAGGAGACGCGAGGACGCUGAAGAGCAGAGAGACAGACGGCAGCCCGUGCACUAAAUACAGAGCCAUGUCUGGAAUGCUGGUGACCCCGAGACCACGCGCACUUCCAAGCCGAUCCUCCGCCCAACUGGUGACCCCGGAUUAUAUCACUGAAACCAGCCAGGAAGCUGUCCCAGAACCGAGUACAGAAGGGGAAAUACACCUGGAGAGAGAGAUUGACUGCGGGGAGGAAGUGAUGAGCUGCAGAUUUAACCCUUCAGGAUCCCUACUUGCUGUCGGCCUCAUCACCGGAACCAUAAAGGUGUACUCCAUGCCUGACGGAACGUGGGUGCACACCCUGAAGGAUGACCAGUCUAUAGGACAACGUCUGCCGGUGACUGCGCUCAGGUUUCACCCCUCCAGACCCUGCGCCAAGGGGGAUCUGCUCCUGGCAACAUACGCUGGCGGUCAGGUGAAGUUUUGGCACCUGUCCACACAGAGCUGCGUCCGCACUCUGACAGAAGACAGACAAACUCUUGCCGCCGCCUUCAGCCCCAGCGGCGGUCACUUCCUCACAGCGGGGUCCAGUGAUGAGAUCUUCGUAUAUGACGCCGAAACCAUGACGUGUGAGAACGUCUGCCAGGCCAGCCCCUCCCUGUCAGUGAUGGACGGACACCGCUCCCGGAUCUUCGGUCUGACCUUUCACCCCUUGAGCGAGGAGGAUUUUAUAUCCGGGGGGUGGGACGACACCGUCCAGUUCUGGGACAUCAGACAGAAGCAUUCCUUAAGGAGGAUCUCCGGACCCCACGUGUGUGGAGAUGCCCUAGACAUUGACCCCGACACUCAGGAAAUCCUCAUCGGCUCGUGGAGGAAGGAAGAGAACCUGCAGGUCUGGGAUGCUCAAACUGGGCAGAAGAUAAAGACUGUGCCCGAUGACUACCGUGGACCCUCAAGGGUCUAUAGCUGUCGCUGGCUGGGCGCGGGUCACAUGGUGGCAGCAGGAAGUGACAUCAACCUUUGCAGAAUUAUCGACCGCCAUUCCCUGCUGACUCGGGGGAGCCUGGUCGAUCUGCCCGGUGGAGUCUACAGUCUGGACGUAUCGCCCUCCGGCCCGUCGGUCGCCCCUCUUCUCGCCGUCACGUCUAGUCACAGUGUCUUCCUCCUGCGUCCUACAGGCAGCGCCUUCUCCUAACACUCCCCUGUACGGAGACAGUCACUACCUGCAUCUCCCAUUGUGUUAUCCCAGACCAGUGUUUCCCAACCAGGGUGCCUACAGCUGUUGCAAAACUACAACUCCCAGCAUGUCCAGAUGGCCGUUUGCUGUCCAGGCAUGCUGGGAGUUUUAGUUUUGCAUCAGCUGGAAGCACAUUGUUUGGAAAACACUGUAUAAAUAUAGGCAAAGGGCUUAACCUCCCGGAGGGGGAGCGUGUGGUGUCCCAUACUUCAGUCCAUAUAGUGUUUGUGACAUCAUGGUUAUGAUUACAAAUAACCCUGUGUGCUCUGAUCUCAUAGUUAUGUCAGUUUGCCUACAGCUGUUGCAAAACUACAACUCAGGGCAGGCUGGGAGUUGUAGUUUAGCAACAGCUGGAGGCCCCCAGGUUACGAAACACUAUCCCAGACAAUAAUUUAUACCAGUCACCAGACACAUCUCCAUCUGCCAAGAGGUAUGCGCCACAUUGAUGCCCCUCCAACCCAUAACUGACCAAUCACAGCUCAGUAUUAGCGACCCAGAACAUUGGCAACAAUAUCGCACAAGAGGUCAGGGGUCAGUGUUACGCUGAAUCACAUCCAUGAUGCUUUGUAAUAAAGAUUGUCUUUCUUCAGAUUUCUG